AUGUCGCUGCCAUCUGGUGGGCUAGGGAUUACUUCUACAAUGGAUGAUAUGAACUUAAUCCAUCAGGCUCAGAGGCACCACAUUGUGGUCAGCGAUCUAGGAGAAGAAAUUGAUCUGGAAUUGGGACAUGGUGACGACGAUCCUACUUUUGCACACAAUCCUCUACUUGGCGUUCAGCCCCAGGAUUCUUCCACUGAAGAGCUUAGUGAAAACAAGCAGAUGAUGGAUUCUCAACUUCCGAAUGAGGAGCAGAAUUUGUCGAGGACACAACCAGUUAAAAGGAAAAAGAAAGUUGUUAAAAGAUGGAGAGAGGAGUGGGCUGAUACGUAUAAGUGGGCUUAUGUUGAUGUGAAGGAUGGAACGGCAAGGAUAUUCUGCUCUGUCUGCAGGGAGUAUGGCAGAAAGCAUAGGCGGAACCCUUAUGGAAAUGAAGGCAGUAGGAAUAUGCAGAUGAGUGCAUUGGAGGAGCACAACAAUAGCUUGCUUCACAAAGAAGCUCUCCGACUACAACAAGCCUCUAAAGAGAAGAUAAUUGUCGAUAAACCAAUAUAUGUGAAAGCACUUAUGUCAAAAACGGCUGGAUCAAUUGUUGAAGCUGCAUUGAAAAGAGAUCCUCAUGAAGCUGAGUUCAUACAGUCUGUUCAAGAAGUGGUUCAUGCUCUAGAAAGAGUAAUUUCAAAAAAUUCCAACUAUGUGAAUACAAUGGAGCGGUUGUUAGAACCUGAGCGUAUGAUUAUCUUUCGAGUUCCAUGGAUGGACGAUAGGGGUGAGACACAUAUCAACCGUGGAUAUCGAGUUCACUUUAAUCAGACAUUGGGUCCUUGCAGGGGUGGUCUUCGUUUUCAUCCAGUGAUGAACUUGAGUAUUGCCAAAUUUCUUAGUUUUGAACAGACUUUAAAAAAUGCCUUAUCUCCAUACAGACUAGGAGGCUCCUCAGGUGGAAGUGAUUUUGAUCCUAAAGGCAGAAGUGAUAAUGAGAUCAUGAGGUUUUGUCAGAGUUUCAUGAAUGAGCUCUAUCGUUAUUUGGGUCCUGACAAGGAUCUUCCUUCAGAAGAGAUGGGCGUUGGUACUCGUGAAAUGGGUUAUUUGUAUGGACAAUAUCGACGUCUGGCUGGUCACUCUCAGGGAAGUUUUACAGGGCCGAGAGUGAACUGGUCUGGCUCCAGCCUUCGGACAGAGGCUACUGGCUAUGGAUUGGUUUUCUUUGCACAACUGAUACUUGCAGACAUGAAUAAAGAAUUGAAAGGACUAAGAUGUAUAGUUAGUGGUUCUGGAAAGAUAGCAAUGCAUGUCCUCGAGAAGCUUAUUGCUUAUGGUGCUCUUCCCAUCACUGUUUCAGAUUCAAAGGGUUAUUUGGUGGAUGAGGAUGGAUUUGAUUUUAUGAAAAUAUCUUUCUUGAGAGACAUUAAAGCUCAGCAUAGAAGUCUGAGAGAUUACUCAAAAACUUAUGCUCGCUCAAAGUACUAUGAUGAUGCAAAGCCUUGGAGUGAAAGGUGUGAUGUCGCAUUUCCUUGUGCCUCCCAAAAUGAAAUUUACCAAUCCGAUGCCAUCAAUUUGGUAAACUCAGGUUGUCGUAUACUUGUAGAAGGAUCAAAUAUGCCCUGUACCCCUGAAGCAGUUGAUGUUCUGAGGAGGGCAAAUGUUCUUGUUGCUCCCUCUAUGGCUGCUGGUGUGGGAGGGGUUGUAGCUGGUGAACUUGAAUUAAAAGAGUGUAAUUUAAACUGGUCUCCUGAAGAUUUUGAAUCUAAACUACAGGAAGCAAUGAAGCAGACCUAUCAAAAAGCACUUAAAGCUGCAACAGAUUUUGGCUAUCAGAAAGAGAGCCCUGAGGCUUUGGUACAUGGGGCAGUCAUUUCUUCGUUUAUAACAAUUGCCAGUAGUAUGACAGACCAAGAUUCAAAGGGUUAUUUGGUUGAUUAUGGAUUUGAAUUUAACAAUAUAUAUUUCCGAUGCAUUACUCAGCAUAGAAGUCUUGAGGUUUGCAUUCUUCCUUGA
Molecule: messenger RNA, 1995 nt
Organism: Fraxinus pennsylvanica
Lineage: Eukaryota; Viridiplantae; Streptophyta; Magnoliopsida; Lamiales; Oleaceae
Source: the annotation of a GenBank genome assembly